AAUAUAUUAUAAUUUCAAAUAGUAGAAUCAUGGAAACAGAUUCUACUAUUUUGCAUAAGCAUCUGUGUUCUGACCUUAGUCAGAGUGGAAGAUUAUGUCCAUGGUGAAGCAUACUCUGGCAGGGCUCGCAAAGUUAACUAGAAAAGCAAAUAAAGCUGUUGAUUGGGUUGAAGUUCAAUAUACAAGGAAGAUGAGUCUAUCCAACUGAGUCAAUGUGUCUAUCCUCCUUGGUUUAUAUUACUGACAAGGAGCAGCAGAACUUAAGCCCUAACUAUCUUAUAAUAUCUGAGACAAGACAAGUGUGCUUUGCCAUCUCAAAACCCAAGCUCGUUGUGGUCCUCGCAUUCUUUUACCCUUUUAGAAAUAUCUCCAGUUGUCACUUUCCUUUCUCUCUCUCUGUAUUGUUCAGGAGUCUGGUUUCAAUUCGCUUCUUCUUCUUCCCUUUGUUCCACUUCCAAAACAAACAACAGAAACAAAUCCAAAUGGCGACGAUUACUGCAUUAACUGACGCUUCCGCCGCCGAUUUAUCGUCUUUUCGUAACAUAACAGAUCAUUCUCUGUUCGAAUCCGGAAUCAAUCGGACUAAACGACGUCUCUUUUUCCGUAAAGGAAAAGCAUCUUUCUCUAUCAGAUCCAUGAGAAUCACUCAAACCGGCGCUCUUACUUCCACCAACGGCCGUUUUAACGCCGACAAGCUGAACUCUAUGGUUGAGCUGUUAAACAGCGGGGCUUUAGGACAAGUGAAAAGGAACUCGAGCCCUCGAAGAAAAACCAAGAUUGUUUGUACAAUCGGUCCUUCGACGAGCUCACGUGAGAUGAUAUGGAAACUGGCUGAGGCUGGAAUGAAUGUGGCACGAUUGAAUAUGUCCCAUGGAGAUCAUGCUUCCCAUAAAAAAACCAUUGAUCUCGUUAAAGAAUACAAUGCUCAAUUUGAAGACAAAGUUAUUGCCAUAAUGUUGGACACUAAGGGCCCUGAGGUUAGAAGCGGCGAUGUUCCUCAACCAAUACAGCUUAAAGAGGGGCAAGAAUUUAAUUUCACUAUCAGAAGAGGAGUUUGCAAAGAAAAUACUGUUAGUGUAAACUACGAUGACUUUGUGAACGAUGUGGAAGUUGGAGACAUACUAUUGGUAGAUGGUGGAAUGAUGUCAUUAGCUGUGAAGUCAAAGACAAAGGAUUCGGUUAAAUGUGUAGUAGUUGAUGGUGGAGAACUAAAAUCAAGGCGCCAUUUAAAUGUGCGUGGAAAAAGUGCAACUCUGCCAUCAAUAACAGAUAAAGAUUGGGAAGAUAUCAAAUUUGGGGUGGACAACCAAGUUGAUUUUUAUGCUGUUUCUUUUGUCAAGGAUGCUAAAGUGGUCCAUGAGUUGAAAGAUUAUCUUAAAGGCUGCAAUGCAGACAUUCAUGUUAUUGUGAAAAUUGAAAGUGCUGAUUCUAUACCGAAUCUACACUCAAUAAUUUCUGCUUCUGAUGGGGCAAUGGUUGCUCGAGGAGACCUUGGAGCUGAACUUCCAAUUGAGGAGGUCCCUUUAUUGCAGGAAGACAUCAUCAGAAGGUGCCGUAAUAUGCAUAAACCAGUAAUAGUGGCGACAAACAUGCUUGAAAGCAUGAUUAAUCAUCCUACGCCAACAAGAGCUGAAGUUUCUGACAUUGCAAUUGCUGUUCGAGAAGGUGCUGAUGCAAUUAUGCUUUCUGGAGAAACUGCACACGGAAAGUAUCCAAUUAAAGCUGUUAAAGUUAUGCACACUGUGGCAUUGAGGACUGAGUCAAGUCUUCUAGUCAGUAUCAUGCCUCCAGUUCGUUUUAAUGCUUACAAGGGCAUUCUUUUGCAGAGUCAUAUGGGUGAAAUGUUUGCUUUCCAUUCUACAACUAUGGCGAACACCCUUGAUACUCCAAUCAUUGUCUUUACAAGAACAGGAUCCAUGGCUAUACUAUUAAGUCAUUACCGUCCUUCCUCAUCAAUCUUUGCCUUCACAAACGAGGAAAGAAUUAAGCAGAGACUGGCACUUUAUCAAGGUGUCAUGCCCAUAUAUAUGCAGUUUUCAGAUGAUGUGGAGGAGACCUUUUCCCGAGCACUCAAGCUGUUAAUGGACAAGAAUUUGGUGGAGGAGGGAGAGCAUGUUACUCUUGUCCAAAGUGGCGCACAACCAAUCUGGCGUCAGGAAUCCACCCAUCACAUCCAAGUUCGAAAAGUCCUAGCAUGAUUUUAUGAGGGAAGAGUGAAGACACUUUCUUGUGAUAGAAGUUACCAUGGAGUAGGUAAAUGAUAGACAUAUGGUUUUAGUUUAUUACAAUUUUGUAAUUUAUGUCCAAGUAAUAAUUAGAAUUUAUCUUUUUGUUUUAGGGAUAUUGAAAACACAAAAUCUAGUUAUUGACCGGAAAACUUUUAUGUGAAGUAGAUUUUUUAUUAUAAAAGAAUUCAGAUGUAGCAAAGGCAUUCCCAUUGCACUCUGGUUAUAACUUGUGAUCACGGACCAGUUCUCAUGUUAUGAUAAACUUAUCGGCUUGAAU
Molecule: messenger RNA, 2505 nt
Organism: Durio zibethinus
Lineage: Eukaryota; Viridiplantae; Streptophyta; Magnoliopsida; Malvales; Malvaceae
Source: RefSeq, a predicted model, not a curated record